AUGGGAGGCAAGAAUAAUGUAAAGCUCAUCCAGAGGUAUGUGUAUGUGCAAGGAUUACCCUUUGAGAAAUAUCCACUGACACCGCUAACUCAUACAAUUUUAAAUAAUAAGACAAGCACAUGUGUGUAUAAAUGUAAUGAAAUGUGUCUCUCUUCUAAGUCAGAGCUGUGUGGGCUGGUUAGCUGUAGUGGGAUCCAGGGACCUCUAGGUGUAGCUGCUGGAGUCCUAUGGGCUCCUGACAGAGUGAACAAUUGUUAAAUAUCAUUUUCAAUUCAUUUUAAUGUAGGUGUGUGUGUAAUGUAAUAGUUUGUAACAUAGAGGACUUUAUUUCUGAACAUAAGGUGAUGCUUAUUGUCUUAUGGUUGUUAGAAUUUAAUGCAAUACAAUGAAUGUUGGGUAUUAUAUCAACUAAGAGGACAAAAAAAGAUACAAUAUUAUGCAAUCUCUCAUGCCACAUCACCACCUGUGACCACCAAAAGUACAAUAGUAUAGAAUUAGAGUAGAAUUAACUGUUUACUGACAAUAAUUCGGUAUCAGCUUCAGAGAUGGAAGAUUAUUAUUAUCAUUUUUACUGAUCUUGAGUCCGGAACCCUUAAGUAUUAGACAAGGCUAUCAUAUAUAUAUUUGCUUGGAUCAUCUCAGUUCCUUAAAGAGGAAAUAUUCAUCUUAUGCGGCUCCGGGAUGCAAUACUCAUGUAUUUGGUUUGUCUUUGUCAUGGAAAAGUUUGCCCACCUCUGCCAGCCUAUACCUUACUACCGUCCACACCCACGUCAUUGCCACGAUGCCAGAGACAAGCAUUCGCAUCAAUGAAAAGGUGACGCGCUCUGCAGCGACGUGUGUGCCCCUCUGUUCCGCUGUCUGUGCGCGCUCCGGCUGCGCUGCCGCACAGCAAUCAGGUGGUGAAAUGUAGCCAUAACUUAACGCGGGCAGGCUCUGCUGGAGAAUAUGGGUCGACGAUGGAGAGAAAACGGCAAAUGAUGUCGAGGAUCAACCCACCGAGGCAGACUAGACCAGAUCCGCAGCUAUGAGCUCCUCCUUUCCAAAAUCUGAAUCUACGACCUCCUUACUGAAAUCAUCCUCGGCGGCGAGGAGACCGACACACCUCCCUGAACGCACAGCAGAGAGCCGGAGAAGUCAGCAUCACCAUCAGCAUCAGCACCAGCAUCACCACCGUCCCGCCGCACUCCAGAGCGGCAGCAGCAAAGCCGAGGAGUCCUUCUGGUCGGCCGAGUGCGACAUCAGCGCCCGGAGACCCCUGUGCCACCCCUCCCUCAUCGGCAGCCAGGACAGUAGUAAUAAUGCAGCCACUCGGGACAAGCGCAAGUCACAUGCUCCCCACAGCCAAGUUCCCGACCCGCCGGAGCCGAACGGCGAGGCGGGCCGAGGUGUGAGGGAGCGCUGCAGGUCAUCCAAACCCACACACCGACACCACCACCGCAGGAAGCACAACCGGGAGGACCGUGCCCCGGCAGCGGGAGCACCUGAACCCGAGCAUCCCCGUCGCUGUCACACUCACAGCCGCCCGGUCCCUAGGGUGCCCUCACUGUCGGACAGCAACGACGACAGGGCUCCUCUCUGUGAGCCGAGGGACCAUAAAGGGGCCGGUUUGGCCAACAGCGGCGGUCAUGUCAGCAGUCCCUCCCCGUCCUCAUGCUCCCUGGUCCCGCUGUCCAGCAGGUCAUCCCGCCGCUCCCGGAGGUCCAGUGCUGCUUCUUCUGCAUCCGAUAUCAACUUACGCACCAUCCUCAAUUCACUCUUUGGGCAGAUGGUCCAGGAUGCUGAAAGGAGACUCAGAGGGGUGCUGUCCUGUGAGGAGAUGGGCCAGGCAGGGUAUCUUGGGCCUUAUCAGGAGUCCAUUGUUUCCAUGACACAAAACUGCGUUCUCGUGAGCAACAUACUGGGACAAACCUGUGUCUUCCUGAGUACAGGCAUGGCCAAGUGCAGGCAGACUGACAGAGAACUACGGCCAGAAGAAAUGGAUGAGUUGCGGGAUGCUUUUAAAGAGUUUGACAAGGACAAAGAUGGUUUCAUCAGUUGUAAAGACCUGGGAAACUGUAUGAGAACCAUGGGAUACAUGCCCACUGAAAUGGAGCUGAUUGAACUAAGCCAACAGAUAAACAUGAACUUGGGAGGUCAUGUUGAUUUUGAGGAUUUUGUAGAGUUAAUGGGUCCAAAACUCCUCGCCGAAACCGCAGACAUGAUCGGAAUAAAAGAGUUGAAAGACGCGUUUAGAGAGUUUGACACUAAUGGAGACGGUGCCAUAAGCACAUCUGAGCUCCGGGACGCAAUGAGGAAGCUGUUGGGUCAACAGGUAGGUCUAAAGGAAGUAGAAGAUAUCCUAAGGGAUGUUGACUUGAAUGGUGAUGGGCUUGUUGACUUUGAAGAGUUUGUACGAAUGAUGUCUCGCUAAGAUCAUAAAAUGAUCGCUCCUGAAUGUGAAGCUGUGUCCUUCUCUAUAUACUUGACCAAGUACAUCAAGAGGACCUGCUAAGAUCUUCUGAGCCAUCUGAAUCUGAAUGACACUGGAAUUAAAACUCCUUGAAUGUUACGGAGCAAGGAGUCACCUCACACUUUCAAUCAAUAAGUGUUCUUCCUGAAACGUCUCCAGUUGAAGUGAGGCAGAAUUUGCUGUAGCCUAGCUGAUGAUUGUCCAACUUAUGUUUUUUGCACUUUAAUUCUCACUAAAUAACUUCCUGUGUGUGGAUAGAUUGCUGGUGUCUUGUCUUUAAAAUAAGUGUUUCGCAAAAUGUCGCCUUUGAUGUACAACAAAGUCGGGAUGAGAGGGUGAACGCCUGUAGAAAAGAUGUAAAAGAUCAGUGCACUGUUGAACAUUUCACUACAUUUUCACUCAGUAUGUGUUAUAUUAGAAACUGUACGUGGAAUGUCCUUUGUGUGACAUUGGUGCUCCACCAUGGAACCCAUGUGGCAAUAUCACACCUGUAUUGUAACUGUGUGACCAUCUGUGAUUUUUCACUGUGCCAGUCCAGUCUGAGAAAAGCAUCACAGUCUGAGUCAACUACGUGCGGUGAAGAAGCAGAUCUCUGAUAUUACUGAGACAGAGACAGAACUCUGAAAUACAUCUCAUAUAUGUUGUGCUCUACAGUCUGAGGUCAAGGGCAGCUGAAACACAUCUUAAAAAGAUGCACAGCUCUCUCUCAAAGCUUAAAUCCAGAGAACCAAAGUGCUCACUGACACACAACACUAACACAACAUAGCUUUAGGAAACAAUUAAUGUGUGUUUUUAAGAAUCCAUACUGCCCUGUCUGAGAACAUACAGCAGGAAUGACAUAUGUGAAGUGUAUUUACAUUGGAUGUGAUGAUGUGUUGUACCUGUACUGUAUGUCAGUGUCAAUAUGAUUGUAGUCAUGGUAAUGUUCCACACAUCUGUGUUGUUGAAGCAAUUUUUAUGCAUGCCAAAGACAGAAGUUUAUUAAAUCAGUAUGCACAUUUGCAUUUUUGUCUAACAAAGUAAACAAAAUAUUUCGCCAAGUUAACUGUAGAAAAAUGAAAGGUGUUUACACUUGAGCCCCUCUUCCUGUGGAGAAACUGUCAAAAAAUACAGGAGCAAUACAGUCGAGUUUGUUAUUUAGACAUGAAAUGAAAAUAUACUGUAUGUACUCAAA
Lates calcarifer (barramundi perch) is the source of this 3623-nucleotide messenger RNA. It is a transcript of the gene cabp1a, whose product is annotated as calcium binding protein 1a. The record is from RefSeq and is a predicted model, not a curated record. Lineage: Eukaryota; Metazoa; Chordata; Actinopteri; Centropomidae. The transcript is spliced from 8 exons. The coding region runs from base 1025 to 2410 and encodes 461 amino acids. Gene Ontology annotation, molecular function: calcium ion binding.